This is a messenger RNA of Cicer arietinum (chickpea), 1158 nucleotides long. RefSeq lists its product as uncharacterized. Gene Ontology annotation, molecular function: protein dimerization activity. Lineage: Eukaryota; Viridiplantae; Streptophyta; Magnoliopsida; Fabales; Fabaceae. The record is from RefSeq and is a predicted model, not a curated record.
AUGGUGAAAGUGAAACCAUACAAGUGGAAAGUCUUAUCAAAUGCUCACUUCAAAAGACUGUAUUAUAAAGAAGACUCUACUAAGCGUCAUGAUGAGUUACAAGCUGCUCAAUUAGAGGAAAUUGCACAUUUGCUAGAAAUUGAUGAGAUUGUAACUAGUAAAGGUAUAAAUCAAAUUGGUACUUUGAAACGAGCUGGAGAUACUCGUUGGGGAUCACAUUUCUCUUCUAUUUGUAGCUUGAUAAAUAUGUAUGAGACAACUUGUAUUGUUUUAAAAAAAAUUACAAAUGAAAGAGCAAGUUAUUCUACACGUGGAGAUGCUGAUAAUGCUUAUAAUUAUUUGAAGGCGUUUGAUUUUAUAUUUAUCUUGCAUUUGAUGAAAACAAUUAUGAGGAUAACUGAUAUACUUUGUCAAGCCUUACAACAACAAUCUCAAGAUAUAGUUAAUGCCAUGUGUUUGGUUGGAACAACAAAGUAUCUUAUUCAAAACUUUUGUGAAAAACAUGAUAUUGAAAUUCCUGAUCUCAACGAUGUUCAUUCAACAACAAGAUUUGGACGAUCUCGUCUUCAACAAGGUCAGGUUACAAUAGAGCAUUAUUUUAGAGUUGAAAUAUUUUGUACUACCAUUGAUCAACAAUUACAAGAGUUGAAUAACAGAUUUCGUGAGCAAGCAAUGGAUUUGUUAACUCUAAGUUGUGCUUUGACUCCUAAGGAUAAUUAUAAAGCUUUUAAAAUUGAAAAAAUUUGCACUCUAGUUGAAAAGUAUUACCCUGUGGAUUUCAACAUGCAAGAGAAGAUUAAUUUGAAAUUUCAACUCCAACAUUUCUUAGUUGAUGCUCGUCAAGAUUUAAAUUUGAAGAAUUUAUCAACUAUCCAAGAAUUGUGCUCAUGUUUGGUUGCAACUGAAAAGACGCAAAAUUUCUACUUGAUAGAUAGACUACUUCGUCUUAUCAUGACUCUUCCGGUUUCUACUGCCACAACCGAAAGAUCUUUUUCAGCAAUGAAAAUUAUUAAAUCAAGGUUAAGAAACAAGAUGAAAGCUGACUUUUUGGCAGAUAGCAUGACAAUUUAUAUUGAAAGGGAAAUUGUUGCAAGUAUCACUUCUGAGACUAUUAUUGAUGAUUUCAAAUUAAUUAAAGAGCGUAGAGCAUUACUUUAA